AUUGCCAAAUCAUUUACAUUAUUAUUAUUAUUUUUCAAUCUAUAGGCUACAUGCACAUUUAUUUACAUUCUAUUGCACUGUAUUAUAUAUUCCAUGACAUAUAUCCGGUCAGGUCAGAGCUCUCUUUGAAACGAUUUGUAUGUGUUGAAAAAUGUCCUAAGGUUGAACUUAUUCAAGGGCAAAUGGUUCAAUGAGAGACCCUCUAGAGUCUAGACCUCCCUCUAUCUGAAUGCCUCCGCCGUCACCUUAAAGAAACACGUAGUAAUUUAAAAAUGUGCAUUAAAAGACACCUCGAUGAAGCCAUAUCCUGUGGGUUUCAUAUGGGCAGGGCACAAACAGAUGACCCUGUGUCUCAAAUAGCAUUGCGACAUAAACCGCUACUCACUUCUCCUUAGUGAAAGCGCCACUUUCACGCUUUAAACGAGGCAGUUGGUGCUCGAUUGCUCCUGUCUGAUGCAAACAUGGCAGAUUCGGAGGAUAAUGUUUCAAUUCCUCAUCUGAACUCCCUUCUGCAAAUGGAUCCUUACCUUAAACCCUAUGAAAAGGACUUCCAGAGGAGGUAUGGGCUAUUUGAGAAGCAGCUCGCACUCCUCGAGGAGGCCGAGGGAGGCUUUGAUCAGUUCACAAGAAGCUAUGAGAGUUACGGCGUACAGCGAAUGACGGACAACAGUCUUGUUUUCAAGGAGUGGGCGCCGGCCGCUGAAGCCUUGUUUCUCACUGGAGACUUCAAUGGCUGGAAUAAAUUUUCGCAUCCCUACACUAAAAAGGAGUUUGGGAAGUGGGAGCUGCACAUCCCCCCUAAAGAGGAUGGAACACCUGCUGUCACUCAUAACACCAUGCUGAAGCAUAAGCACCCUCGUCCACAGAAGCCCAGGAGCUUACGGAUCUACGAGUCCCACGUUGGCAUCGCUUCUCCAGAGGGCAAAGUGGCGUCUUACAGCAACUUUACACACAACGUGCUGCCCAGGAUAAAAGACCUUGGAUAUAACUGCAUUCAGAUGAUGGCGAUCAUGGAACAUGCGUACUAUGCUAGCUUCGGAUAUCAGGUCACAAGUUUCUUCGCAGCAUCCAGUCGUUACGGCACCCCAGAGGAACUCAAGGAGCUGAUUGACGUGGCUCACUCUCUGGGCAUCAUCGUCCUGCUGGAUGUGGUACACAGCCACGCAUCCAAGAACACAGAGGAUGGGCUGAACCGCUUUGAUGGCUCUGACUCAUGUUUCUUCCACAGCGGCCCCCGUGGAGAACACAGCCUCUGGGACAGCAGACUCUUCAACUACUCGAGCUGGGAGGUGUUGCGUUUUCUCCUGUCCAAUUUACGCUGGUGGAUGGAGGAGUACAGAUUUGAUGGAUUCAGGUUUGAUGGGGUGACGUCUAUGUUGUACCAUCAUCACGGAAUCGGAUCAGGAUUUUCAGGGGAUUAUGCUGAAUACUUUGGACUCCAAGUAGAUGAAGACUCACUGGUCUACCUCAUGCUGGCAAACCACAUUGUACACACCCUCUAUCAGGACUGCAUCACUAUUGCAGAGGAUGUGUCCGGUAUGCCAGCCCUUUGCUGUCCAGUCCAGGAAGGAGGUCUCGGUUUUGACUAUCGUCUGGCCAUGGCCAUUCCUGACAAAUGGAUUCAGAUCCUCAAGGAAUUCAAGGAUGAAGAUUGGAACGUGGGAAACAUUGUGUUCACAAUGACAAACAGACGAUACGGCGAGAAAUGCAUCGCUUACGCCGAGAGCCACGACCAGGCCCUGGUUGGAGACAAAACGCUGGCCUUCUGGCUGAUGGACAAGGAGAUGUACACCAACAUGAGCACCCUGAUUCCCAUGAACUCUAUCAUUGAUCGGGGCAUUCAGCUUCACAAGAUGAUUCGGCUGCUUACUCACAGCCUGGGAGGGGAGGGUUACCUGAACUUCAUGGGUAAUGAGUUUGGCCAUCCAGAAUGGCUAGAUUUUCCACGAGUCGGCAACAAUGAGAGUUACCAUUACGCCCGGCGACAGUUCAACCUUGUGGACACAGAUCACCUGCGUUAUCGGCAGCUGUACACUUUUGACCGGGACAUGAACCGCACAGAGGACAAGUACGGCUGGCUGGCUGCUCCCCCGGCUUACAUCAGCGCCAAGCACGAGGGAGACAAGGUGAUCGUCUUCGAGAGAGCUAAUGUCAUCUUCAUCUUCAACUUCCACCCCACAAAAAGCUACAGCAGCUAUAGAGUGGCAGUGGGGCCAGCAGGGAAAUACAAGAUCAAACUGGACUCAGAUGAAAUCCAGUAUGGAGGCCAUGGCAGACUGGACCACAGCACAGAGUUCUUCACUGAGCCAAUGGCAUUCAACGAUCGACCUAACUCUAUGCUGGUUUACAUUCCCUGCAGAACUGCUGUUGUUCUGGCCAACGAGGAAAUCGAUUACUGCUACUGAAACUCAAUCAGCGAUUCACCGCGAGAUGGAAACCCAGCACACUUCUGCCACUCGACCUACCUAGCUUCACAGUGUGUUCACCAACAUCCUUGACCAAACCAGUGCUUUUCCUGUGACCUGCCACCUUCAAAUCUUUGAAGAAGUAUAUAUUGCUGGUUCUGUAACUUUUCCUGUUACCUUAAUUAAAUCUGUAUUGUUCACAACAUACAGGAUACAUUAUUGAGGAAUUAUCAAGAAUUGGAGUCGCACUUUAUUUUACAGUGUUCGUGUUACUAAUGAACGACAUGUAAUUGCUGUGUAAUUAUUAAGCAGAGCUGCUUGUACUUGCAGAUUGUUAUUGUUAUUACUAUAGUAAUUAAUAUAGUUACAUGAAAUGUGUAACAUGGACACUUUAAAAUAAAGUGUUACCUAAAUUAGUUAUUAAAAUCCCAUUGCUUCUAACACAUUUUUGCAUCCUUCUGUUUCUAUGUAAACAUGUGCUAACUUGAUGUCCUUGACUGCAGUGCUGCGUCUCGCCGUGUUUUCAGCCUCUUGCACAGAAGUGCCACAUUCUUUAGACGGCAUGUCAAGUUUAAAAUAUCUUUUAAAAAUGCACACUGAGACAUCUGUACUGUUUCUGUUGUGCUGCAACCACCUUUUUUUUUCUUUUUUUUUUUCUUAAAAAUGCUUUCGGUCUGAACAGCCGCUUAGUCAUCAAACCCCAUACUUCUGUAACUGAAAGUGCAAAAAGCACUUGUUUCAAUUGGCUAAAUUGUAGUGUGUAAAAUCAAUCAUGAUUAUCAAUGAAAACAAAUCAUAAUAAAUUAUAAAACUAAAAAUAAUACAUCUAAAAUGACUGCCUAUCACUCAGCUUUGUAUUUAGCUUCAUUGUAAAUUUGUGGAAAAACCAUACACAGCUAGAUUAUCAACUGUUGCUAAAUGAAGAAUGCACCUUGGCCUGGUUCGUAAAUUACUACUGAAAUUACUGUUUAAUUGUACAAAACCGAAUGUAUUUUUGGGUGAAAUGUUGGUAUGACUUAAUGCAGUGUUGACUUUGGUCAGUAUUAAAAGCAGUAUAUGUCAACAUUGUAUUUAUAUAUAACCAUAAAAGGGAAAUAAAAGGGAAAGGUAUAUAGUAUUAAUUUA
Messenger RNA from Myxocyprinus asiaticus (Chinese sucker), 3530 nucleotides. Its product is annotated as 1,4-alpha-glucan-branching enzyme-like. NCBI's taxonomy places the organism in Eukaryota, Metazoa, Chordata, Actinopteri, Cypriniformes, Catostomidae. The record is from RefSeq and is a predicted model, not a curated record. The coding region runs from base 462 to 2405 and encodes 647 amino acids. Gene Ontology annotation, molecular function: 1,4-alpha-glucan branching enzyme activity; cation binding; hydrolase activity, hydrolyzing O-glycosyl compounds. Gene Ontology annotation, cellular component: cytoplasm. Gene Ontology annotation, biological process: glycogen biosynthetic process. The transcript is spliced from 15 exons.